Stylophora pistillata is the source of this 4507-nucleotide messenger RNA. RefSeq names its product receptor-type tyrosine-protein phosphatase alpha-like. Gene Ontology annotation, biological process: protein dephosphorylation. The record is from RefSeq and is a predicted model, not a curated record. Gene Ontology annotation, molecular function: protein tyrosine phosphatase activity. Lineage: Eukaryota; Metazoa; Cnidaria; Anthozoa; Scleractinia; Pocilloporidae.
ACUGUCUACUUCUCAUGUGUUGUAUAUGUCUGCAUGCUUUAUAAAUCAAUCUGUUCCUCAUUUUAUUUUGACUGAUUUCAGCUUGCCAAAUGCAGGCCAUUGGUGUGGCUAGCAAUGACACACUCCCUGAUGCCAGCUUCUCAGCAUCAAGUAGCAGUUUUGAAGCUUCUAAAGGUCGACUGAAUGCAUAUGGGGGAUGGUUAACCAGCAGAAAUGACCAUCCUGAUGAUUAUCUGCAAAUUGAUCUGCAGUAUGAGUUUCUUAUUUGUGCUGUAGCUACUCAAGGGAUGUCAACUUCUAAUGAUUGGACAACAGAGUAUAAGUUACAGCUAUCCUCUGAUGGUUCCACUUUUGUGACCUUCAAGGAAAACAAUGUUGACAAGAUUUUCAGAGGCAAUUCUGGAAGAAAUGAAAUCGUCAAACAUAAUCUCAAAGAUGUGAGGGCAAGGUUCAUCCGUUUCCAGCCUGUGAAUUUUCCCUCACAAGCACCCAGUAACUUGACUUUAUCUGCAAGCUCCUCUACAAGUAUUAGAGCAUCCUGGCAGUUACCUCCCGUGUAUUCCAGACAUGGAAUCAUUGUAGGAUACAAAUUGUUCUACAAAAAGAAAGGGUUUAUGGGGUCAAUGUCUGUUGUAACUAUCAAUGAUGGAACAACUUUUUCAGGAGUUAUUACUGGUCUGGAUAAGUACACGGAAUAUGAAUUUCAAGUGUUGGCUUUUACGUCUCAUGGUGAUGGACCAAAAAGUUCUGUUGUGGUGGAGAGAACAAUGAAAGAUGCUUUUUCCUUAGUACCAAGUCCUCCUUCCUCCCUCAGUCAUAACCUUAAAACACCGACUGCGUUACAGGGACCAAUGAUGAUUUUAUCCUGGAAAGCACCUUCAGAACCAAAUGGAGUUAUCAGGAACUACACCGUGUUUUACAACCACAGUGAAGAUGCAUAUGAUAUUCACAGCGAGACCUUUGGACCAGAUGUCUUUAACUACACAGUUAAUGUGUUUAGUGGAGUCUCUUAUUGGUUUAACGUCAGAGCUGAGACAUUACAACCUGGAAAAAAUGCCUCUCUAAAUAUUUAUGUCCCGGAAUAUAAACCUAGUAGUGGUCCAGCUAGUAUAAUACCUGCUCAUGUCAACAAGACCUCCUUAAACAUUUCAUGGGAACCAUUAUCAAGAGAACAGAGCAAUGGCGACAUUAUUCUGUAUAGCGUCAAACAAGAAUUGCUGUCUCGGGGAACAAAACAGGAAAGAUCGUCUUUAAGUAGCAAUACAGUUAAUACAACAAACACAUUCAUUUUAUGGAGUGGAUUGUUGCUUUGUUUGCGAUACCAAGUGUCUGUUCGAGCUUAUACCAAAGUAGGACCCGGUCCAUAUGGUCCACCUGUAAAACUACCAAGAACAUCAGUCCCAGGAACACCUUGGGGGUUAAAUGCAACAAAUGUUGGAGCAACCCAAGUGACGCUGGAAUGGAAAGAACCAGAGCUCAUGACAAAAGAAGGCCUCAGCUAUAGAGUGAAGUAUCUCGGAACAAAGCCUUACAAUGGAAGCUUUAGAGAGGAAGGUCUCCAAGAUGUAGACAAUUCCACUUCCUACACUAUGAAAGGUUUAGUUCCAGGUUCUAUCUACGAGUUUCAGGUUAUGGUAAGCUCUGUAUGUGGACUCGGAGAACCCAAAGGAUUUCCUGAUAGCGUCAAAACAAAGACGAGAGCCCCGAUCUCUCCAGCUGUACUGUUGCUGGCGAAUAAACGUAUUUCGACUACAACUGUUGUGAUUCACCUAUGGCAGGCAGAACAAAGAAAUGGCCCAAUAAGUUCCCAUCAAGUUAUAGUUCUAAAUAUUGUUGAUGGGGUGGAAGAUCUUCCGAUUGACUAUGCUUCAAAACUAAAGGAUUCAAAUAAAGCGGGGAUAGGAAACCUGUCUUUUUAUGUUGCUGCUGAGAUAGAAAAUGUUCCGAGGAAUGAAAAGUCUUGGGAAUUCACUGUUGGCGAUGGAAAAACGUAUGGAGCGUAUAGAAACAAAGAACUCCAGAACGGAGAGGACUACAUUGUGUUCCAAAGAGCGAUGACUUAUGACAAUGGUGUCAUUUUAGAAGGACCAGUCAGCAAGGUUGCAAAAAUUUCUGUCACUGGAGGGGUAGGAGUAAGGAAAAGUGAUGCCUCUAAAUCUGUUAGUAUUGUGCGGAUUGUCUUUCCUGUGGUCCUGGUAAUAGUCUUGGUACCAUUGCUUCUUGUGGCAAUUCUGGUAUAUCGGAGGAGGAGACAGAGUGAGAGGUCAGGCCAAGAGGUUAACAGGAACAAAGCACACGUUCCACUUGUGGAAUUCAGAAUGGAGUCCGUUGAGUCCAGUGGAAGUACAGCCGGCAUAAUUUCUCAAAAUGUGUCGAACAUUCCUUCUCAUGAAAAUGUUGAUGGGAAAGCAUCUCUCCUCGAGGAAAAAGAAGCGGUGUACAGUGAGGCUGAUGAUGGUAAGCCAAAACCAAUUCCUGUGUCGGAGUUUGCAAAAUAUUUCAAGGACAAAUCAGCUAAUGGAGCCAUCGUGCUGGAAGAGGAAUUCAAGAAAGUACCCAGCAUUUUACCAUUCUCUUGGGACGCUGGUAAAGACAACAAAGUGAAAAACCGUUAUGGAAAUAUUACGACCUAUGAUCAUUCUCGUGUUGUUUUGGAGAAAAUAGAGGGUGAUCCAAAGUCUGACUACAUCAACGCUAGCUAUAUUCCGACAUUUGAUGCAGAAUCAGUGAACUACAUUGCAACACAAGGUCCAACCUCUACAACAAUCAGCGAUUUCUGGCGGAUGAUCUGGCAGGAAAACUGUUUUGUUAUCGUCAUGUUAACCGACUUAGUCGAGCAAGGAAAGAACAAGUGUGAUCAGUAUUGGCCAGACAGUACUACUAUGUUUGGAUCUAUCAGAGUAACAUUAAUUAAGACACAAAACUUCGCUGACUACUGCAUCCGAACCUUAAAAUUAAUGACGGGCAAAAAGACACGUGAGGUUUAUCAAUAUCAUUUCACCUCGUGGCCAGACAGAGGUGUCCCACACCAUUCCACUGCGCUACUUGGAUUUCUCCAGUACGUGUUCAUUCAUCAAGCUGUGAUGGAAGCUUUGACCUGUGGAACUACAGAGGUCGCUUCCCAAGACUUACGGAUUAGAAUGAACAAACUUCCCAGGGUCCUUUCAGCUGCUAAACACACUGGUUAUGCAGAAGAGUUCAAGCGUUUGGAGAUCGUCAGCGGCUGCCAGAGCUCAGGAGGAGAAUUUACGGAAGGGUUUAAACCCUCAAACCUCAACAAGAACAGGUUUUCCAAUAUAGUACCAAUGGACACUGCACGGGUCAUGCUGAGGAGCUCAGAGCCGAAUGAGGAUUACAUCAACGCCUCUUUUGUCGACGACUAUAGUCGACGUAAUGCAUAUAUUUUGACUCAAGCCCCGUUAAACAAUACUGUUGACGACUUCUGGAGGAUGAUAUCACAGUAUGAUAUCGGCACAGUUGUGAUGUUAAACAGUUUGAAAGAAGAAAAAGAGAGCUCGAGGUUCUUCGAAUGUCCCAACAAUUGNNNNAUGUUGACUGUAUUAGAGCAGUCUCAGCAACAAUCUGGAGAUGGAGUCAUUGUUUUUCAAUGCAGUGAUGGUGUGGGUCGUAGCGGCUGUCUGGCUACCAUAAUGUCAGUGAUCGAACGAGUUAAGAUUGAGCAAACAGUUGAUGUGUUUAAGACCAUUAAACUAAUUCGAGCCAAAAGGCCUGGCGCUGUGAACACUCUGGAUCUCUACUCGUUCUGUUACAAGACAACCCUUGCAUACCUGGAUUCUUUCAAUUGUUAUUCAAACUUUGCAGAUUUUUGAAUCUUUAGCUUUUGACAGUUGUCGAUGUUUAGUUUGAAUUAAGUACAGUUAGUGAGCCAGUCAGUUGGAUCAUAUUGAUAAGUUUCAUAAAUUGAUAAUGAGCGCGUACAAAAAUUAGCUUCACAUCAGGAUCAGCUCUGCGAUAAACAUCGCACGCUAGUUUUGACGAGGGAAAACCUCUCUUCAGUUUGUUUACCAAGAAAUCCUGAUCAGUGUUUACAUUUAAACGGCAUACAAAGUGACCUUAAGUUCCGUAACCGCCAUGAUAAUUCUGGUAUACGCAGAAAAAAUUACAACUCGAUGAUUUGUAAUAUUCAUCUCUGACUCCAAGACAAAAAGGUUAAGCCAAGAGCCUUGAACCAUUGAACAAGCUUAAUUUGUUAAAAGCCUAUAUUGCGUCCCAUCCAAAUUUCAUAUGUUGUGUAACCCAAAAGAGACAGAGAUAUCAAAGUAUCAUAAAGUAUCAUAUUUAAGCUUUAUUCUUUUGACAGACAGAGCGUUAAGAGAAUGAUAAUAUAGAUUUAAGAAUGAUUUUUAAACAGCUUUACGAACCAUGAAAAAAAAUAUUUAUACUCCUUUCUGGGCAGACAAAAAGUCCAGUAAUGAUGAGUUGUCGUUUUACGAGAUUUUAAUCAAAGAGAAAAAACUUAACUGUACAUGAGUACUUUUGGCGUAAA